Molecule: messenger RNA, 1669 nt
Organism: Phycodurus eques (leafy seadragon)
Lineage: Eukaryota; Metazoa; Chordata; Actinopteri; Syngnathiformes; Syngnathidae
Product: actin-related protein 2/3 complex subunit 1B-B-like
Exons: 10
Coding region: 183-1334 (383 amino acids)
Biological process (GO): Arp2/3 complex-mediated actin nucleation
Cellular component (GO): actin cytoskeleton; Arp2/3 protein complex
Molecular function (GO): actin filament binding
Source: RefSeq, a predicted model, not a curated record
UUCUUCAGCUUUUUCGGUUUCAGUGUCGUCGUUGGCGUUCGUGUUGACUGGCCAGAGUCCGCGGAGCUGAGCAGCCCACCUAAAGCCCCCUGCCAACCUCCACCCGGGUCCUGCCCUGCCCUCGGGAUUCCUUCUCACGCCACUUCCUGGUUCGUGUCCAGUGCUGUCCUCCGAUACUGGCCAUGGCCUUCCACAGCUUCCUGCUGGAACCAAUUAGCUGCCACGCCUGGAACAAAGAUGGAACCCAGGUCGCCAUCUGCCCGAACAAUCACGAGGUCCACAUCUACAAGAAGGACGGGACCAAGUGGACCAGGAUCCACGAGCUCAAGGAGCACAACGGCCAGGUGACAGGUGUAGACUGGGCGCCCGACAGCAAUCGCAUUGUGACGUGUGGCGCCGACCGCAACGCCUACGUUUGGACUCUGAAGGAAGGCACUUGGAAGCCCACCUUGGUCAUCCUGCGCAUCAACCGGGCAGCGCGCUGCGUGAAGUGGUCGCCGCGGGAGAACAAGUUUGCCGUCGGAAGCGGCUCGCGACUCAUCUCCAUCUGCUACUUUGAGGAGGAGAAUGACUGGUGGGUGUGCAAGCACAUCAAGAAGCCCAUCCGCUCUACCAUCCUCAGUCUGGACUGGCACCCCAACAAUGUGCUGCUGGCCGCCGGCUCUUGUGACUUCAAAUGCAGGGUGUUCUCAGCCUACAUCAAGGAGGUUGAGGAGAAGCCGAGCCCCACGCCCUGGGGCAGCAAGAUGCCCUUUGGAGAGAUGCUGUUUGAGUCCGGGGGGUCCACAGCCGAGGGUCCGAGUGCAGUGCCGGGGAGCGUCUGCGGCGGCUGGGUGCACAGCGUUUGCUUCUCCAACUCAGGCAACUGCCUGGCGUGGACAUCGCAUGACUCCACCGUGUCGGUUGCAGAGGGCGGCAAGACCAACACCGUGAGGAGUCUGCGGUCUGACACACUUCCGCUCCUGUGCGUCACCUUCAUCACAGAGAGCAGCUUAGUUGCCGCUGGCCACGACUGUUGUCCCAUGCUCUUCGUGCUGGACACUGCCAACGGAGGCCUGGUGUUCGGCGGCAAACUGGACGUCCCCAAGCAGGCGGCCCAGAAGGGGAUCAGCGCCAGGGAGCGCUUCCAGAACCUGGACCGGCGUGCCUCGGAGACCCAGAGCACCGACAAGGACCUGAGCACGCUGCACAAAAACAGCAUCAGUCAUAUCUCAGUGCUGCAAGGAGGACGUAAGCAGUGCACCAAGUUCUGCACCACUGGUAUGGAUGGAGGCAUGUGCAUCUGGGAUGUCAAGACUCUGGAGUCGUCUAUGAAGAACCUGAAGAUCGUGUGAAGCGAUUUGUCAUUGAAAACAAGAAAGAGAAUAUGAAGAAGACAAGCGCUGCCUUAUUCCACAAAGCUUCUGUGCUAUAUUUUAAUAAGGUCUUAUUUUUAUAUGCUAAGGUCAAACAAUCAGCCGUGCGGUCGGUAUUAAUGCCACGCGCUAACGCGGGCGUCUGCUAACAGUACUGAUGAUGCAAUGAGCUCAGACCUGACUGAACGCUUAAAGCAGAAUUUUAUAUAUUACAAUAAUGAUAAUAAUAUCCAUCAUGAGAGGCCAUAGCCCCCCUCCUUAUAAGCUUAUGCUGGUCAUAAUAUGCAUUUAAUUAAAAACAAAACUGCUUUGUA